CCUACUCGUUUUCCCCAAAUUUCAAAACACGCCUAUUAAUCCUACACCGUCGGAUCAUACACCGUUCUCCUCAUCACUGCCGUCCGAUCACUCACACGUGCCGCAAACAACCUCUUUACCUCUUCCCUCUCCUAAAACAUAAGACGUAAAACUCAAAACUUCUCCAGCUCCCAUAUCAAAGCUAGGGUUCUAUUCGGCCGUCAAAUUUCACAGCGGCAGUGGAGAAAAAAGUAUGGAGAAAGAGCUAAUUGAGCUGUUCGAGACGGUAAAACGAGCCGCCGAUGCAGCUUCUGUAGACGGCGGUGCAGAUUCGUCGCCGGAGGAGAGUAGGUGCAUUGACGUCUUGAAGCAGCUUAAGAAGUUCCCUGUCAAUUAUCAAGUCCUCGUAUCUACACAGGUGGGUAAACGUCUUCGACAAUUGACAAAACAUCCGAGGGAGAAGAUCCAGGCUUUGGCAUCUGAUGUGGUUCAGAACUGGAAGAAUAUAAUCGUAAGAGAAACUUUGAAAAAUAAGAACAGCAAUGGAGUAAAUGGGGAAUCUGUAAAAGAUGAAUGUCCCGGUGCUACUGCUAAUGAAGCCACUAAAUCUCAGAUAGCCAAUUUGGUGAAGGUUGAAAAAGUGUCAAAGGUUGAUAAUGUAAAAGUUGAGAGGAUGACCUCAAAAUCUGAUAAAGCAGUGAAGUCAGAAAGUUCGUUUACAGUUAAUGUUGUGAAGACUGAAAAGAGUACUGCUUCUGAUAGUGUAAAAGUUGAGAAGAUAUCAAAAGAUGGGAAAUUGAGCUCUAAUGUGGCAAGUGUUGCUCCGCCAAAGUUGGGCGCUCUAAUUUAUUGCAAGGACUCUGUGAGGGACAAAGUUCGGGAACUCCUUGCAGAGGCUUUGUGCAAAGUCUCAGGCGAAGUAGAUGACGAUUUGAGGGUUGAGGUAAAUGCAUGUGAUCCGAAUAGAGUUGCAGUUCAAGUGGAGACUGCAAUGUUUGAGAAGUGGGGUAGAUCUAAUGGUGCCCAGAAGUUCAAGUAUAGGUCUAUAAUGUUCAAUAUCAAGGAUCCAAACAAUCCAGAUUUCCGGAGAAAAGUCCUUAUAGGACAGAUUCCUCCUCGUAGUAUUACUGAACUGACGCCAGAAGAAAUGGCAAGCAAAGAAAGGCAAAAGCAGAAUGAGAAAAUUAAAGAGAAAGCGUUAUUCAAUAGUGAACGUGGACUUCCUGCACAAGCUAGUACUGAUAAGUUCAAGUGUGGUAGGUGUAGAAAGAAUCAGUGCACCUACUAUCAGAUGCAAACUCGGAGUGCGGAUGAACCUAUGACCACAUAUGUUACAUGUGUGAACUGCCAAAAUCGCUGGAAGUUCUGUUAAAUUUGAGCCAGUAUCCAUUUAUCCCUUAAUGGCAUCACAUAGUAAGCUUAGCGCCUUGUCUUAACCUUGAUGUAGUUCCUAGUUCAUUUUUUCAUUUUCUCCUUAGAGGCAAUCUCAUUAUGCCCGCAUAUGAUCGCUGAGGUAGUUUAUUGUGCGAGAUGUUAUGACAUUGUAUUUUUUUCUCAUUUCUAGGCUAAAAAAUUACUCUACAGAAAAUGCAGCUGUAUUGGAAAGAAAUAAUAUAAAUAGAAGAUGCAUUUGUGAGUCAGUUGAAUUUCCUGCAAA
Messenger RNA from Nicotiana tabacum (common tobacco), 1636 nucleotides. Its product is annotated as transcription elongation factor TFIIS. Lineage: Eukaryota; Viridiplantae; Streptophyta; Magnoliopsida; Solanales; Solanaceae. Gene Ontology annotation, molecular function: nucleic acid binding; zinc ion binding. Gene Ontology annotation, cellular component: nucleus. The record is from RefSeq and is a predicted model, not a curated record. Gene Ontology annotation, biological process: transcription elongation by RNA polymerase II; DNA-templated transcription.